Molecule: messenger RNA, 4391 nt
Organism: Porites lobata
Lineage: Eukaryota; Metazoa; Cnidaria; Anthozoa; Scleractinia; Poritidae
Source: the annotation of a GenBank genome assembly
UGAUCAUCCCUCGUUUAGAAGUUCGAAGUGAAAAUAUCUGCUGUUCCUGAACAUUUUCUCAAAUAUUUAAACCACAUCAUGGUACAGCUUGAAAGAAGACGAGGUUUGCUAUUUAGCGUUAUCAUUCUGGGAGCGAUUGUCAGUGGAAGUGUGUAUUAUUACGUACGUGACUACUGGAAUAUCGAAGCCAAGGUAAAACCGCGUUUAAUAUUUUCAGCAUACAGUGUAAAUGUACAUGUACCAGUUUAUCUUGUACCACGACAAUUCUUGCUAUCGCAAGUGAUAUUUUGCCACAAAAGUUGAUAAUCUAUGACUUAGCAAACACUCAGCCAUUGUAAAUAAAGUAGUUUCAUGACUUUACGGAUGACAAUAAUGUCAGGUUCAAUAAUACUCAUAUUGAUGUGUGUAAUACUACAUACAUUGCAACUUUUAACUAAUUCUAAAAGAAAUGUUUAACUAACAAAGUUGUUCGUGCUUAGCCUGCGUAUAUCGAGUUAUGGAUGCACGCCCGAGAAGUUUGGUUGGAGAGCACGAAAGAUGCGUAAGAGGUGGUCGAGGAGCAGCCGAGAGCAACUCUAGCUUCUUGCGUGCUCUCCAAACUUCCCAAGUGCAUCCAUAACUCGAUAUACACACAGCUAAAAGCAUUAGCAAAUUCUUUUAUAACGUAGCUGACAAAAAUGCUUGCUUUUCGAUAGACUGCAAAGUUCUUGUAAGGCACGACACAGGAAAACAAAUGCUUUUAUUGGCUGGUUACAAACACUCCGCAAUCAUCUAGUUUGAAAGAAAAUUCUCUCCUUAAAAAUGAGAAAGAAAAUUUGCUUAUAUAUUCAUUAACAGUCAAUGGAAACUAAGCGGAAACAAAGGUAAAAGAGUUUUAAAGUCCACCUAAAGUUAAAAUACUCACAUGUUAGUUAGAAAACGUGGAGUAUGGUUUGAAUUCACUGAAAAGAUGUUUGUUUUCCUCGGCGAAAUCCAGAAAACUUGUUUUUUAGCAAAGACGACUCUCAUCCUACUUUUUGUUCAUUUACAAACCGUGAAUGGUUGGUCAUUACGGCUUCUUGAGAUACCUGGCAGCAGUUGUUUUUGUGAGUAAUACAAAUGUAAAUUCAUGUCUUCUUGUGUAAUUUGUCUUGUUAUUGCAAGAGAAAUUUUUCUGCAUCAGUCGGAUUGUUUGGCGACGAGAAAAGUGCUUAAUUUUUCACUAUUAAGCUUAAUUUAUAAUUAACUUACAAGUUUUGUAAAGGAUAAAGAAACGUUAAAAAUGGAGGACACUUUAUACAAAUUGGAUAUUUCCUGACACGGACCAAUUAUUUGUGGUCUUUUUUCCAGCUGAAUGUCAGUCAGCUGUGUCAAACACAGCUGAAAAUGUCAUCAGGAAAGAAAUUCUUAUUUACACACAGGUGUGCGUAAAUAAAGGUUUUGUUCAUAGCGGCUUAAUAGGACUUAUAUGGGGCAAGCAUGCGCACUAUGUUAUAUAAAUAGAUUCCUUUUUGCCUUGCUGCUGUUCAAUGUGGGUAGAAAAAAGUGGUGCAUAAGCGGCAGGCAGGAUGUUCACACCACUUUGAAUGGGCUACUUCAUUUUAUAUCCGUACCCCCCGGUUAAGGACUUAAGAUUAAAUAAAAUUGCAGACUUUCAAAACGUAUUAGUCUAUCCCCCUGAUAAAAAAAAAGUUUGUCUCCACCCCCUGAAAAAUAUGGGUCUACCCCCUUAAGAGAAUAUGGGUCUACCUCUGAAAAGUAUGGGUCCUACCCCCUGAAGAAUAAUUAUGGGCCUACCCCCUAAAGAAUAUGGGUCUACCUCUGAAGAAUAUGGGUCUACCCCUGAGGAAUUUCAUAAAAAUUAAAGCGUCACCCUCAAAGAAAGAAUCCAAGCACCAUCAUGUUACAUGUGGAUAAAACAAAGACAAUAAUUUGCUCAUGAUGACACCUUCUCAUGUUUAUAUCAGGCUAUGCAAACACAGAAAAAUUUUUGUAUUAAAUCUAAGGAAAAUUGCCAGUGAAUGGCCAACAAAAGCAUCCCAGGUGAAUUUCUUUCUGGAAAAAUUAUUGUGUUCAGAUUGGUAAAUAAGUCUCGCGUAUAAUCUAUACACAUUUUUACAGCUGUCAGGUAUCUGGGUAAUCUGUUUGUCAUGUGGUGCUAUCUGAUAAAAAAAAGACUGCUCUGCAUGCCAGGUUAAUUUUUUUGGAAAUUUAAUUGCCUGUGGGAAUCAGAGUUCUGUCUUUUUCCACAUUUUUUGCUAUUUUCUGCUUCUUGUUCAUCCAUAGCAGACAUCAAGCAAAAUAAAUUAGUUAUACUGCAAAAUCUGCAUGUAAAGACAAUCAUACAAAGCAGUUUGAAGUAAAAUUGUUUUUUAAUUAACAGCUGGAGACUGAUACAGUGUUUAAGUGCACAGGUGUGUUUCACUAACAACAAAAUGCAACAUGCUAGCAUACAAUGUACAAUGAUAAAAUGACAAAUUCAAUGAUGCACUGGGCCUAACAAUACAUGUUUAUAGAAUUUUGUCCCACUUGCUUGUCACAAUGAAAAAUUCCUUUUUCUUAAUGUAACCAUUAUGAUUUCUUUUAAAAUUUUAGGAAGCCCGUGUUGCUGAACUUGAGAAAUUGAUAAAAGAUAAACAGACCAGAGUGAAAGCAUUACAAGAAAGCAUUGAUGGCAAGAAAUAAACUGAACGUAAUUGGGGAAACUGCUGCUUUUUAAGAAGAAGAUACUGAGGAUGACUUGACUUGACUUACACAGUUUCUGUCGAAUAAAGACUUCAAGAGCAAGUUAAAUGUUUGUACAUGUAAAAGUAUUGAAUAUGAUGGUGUUAGAGGCUUGAUAAAUUCGUUAAUUACAGUUCUUGUUCUUCUCUUUGUACAAUGUAAGCUUUAUCCGGAAGCAUUGCCGAAGGUUUAUGUUCUAGGUAAAAUCUAUUCCCUUGUCUAAAUCCAUUGUUCAAAAUAGUUGGAUUCACAAUUUUCCUUCUUGUCCUAUCUCUAAUAGUUAGGGCUAUGAAACAAUGAAAAAUAAUUAACAAUUAUUCCUUGAGCGUGAAUGGGAUCUGAGUCAAUAGCCCAUGAGGCCGAAGGCCGAAUGGGCUAUUAACUUAGAGGCCAUGAGGGCUCAAGGAAUAAUUGUUUUAGUAAAAUCCAACUAGUUUGUCAAAAAUAUCGAGACAAAACAACUUUAACUAGUUAAAGCUAGACUUUAAUCCUUUUUCACUGCCAAAAAGCCGGCGAUUUUCGCUACUAGCAGGCUAUAACAUCAUAUAGCCCAGUAGUAGCUCAACCAAUCAGAACACAGCAUUGAUAAUAGACCACUAGUUGGAUUUUAUUAACAGGAGACAAACGAAAUUCUGAUUUAACCUGAGAAGGGAUUUUACCUACAACAUUUAUCACGUAAUGUUUGGAAGACCUUUAAGAAAAAUGCCUUAAAUUUUCUUUUUUUUGAAAAUUAAUAAACUCAUAUCAGUUUUAGUAAGCUUUUUUUGCUGAAGCAGUGCUUGCUGCAUUGUUAAUCAUUGUAUACUAUUGUAUGCCUUACCCCUGCCCCCUACCCCAUGCAUCAUCUCACCACCUCAAUACAGCUUUAGGUCAGUUAUAAGGUUGGGUACCCCUGCUAUUACAUGUAUGUUACCAGUGGAGGUUAAGUGAUUGUCUUUAACCACAGUCUAACUUAAUCUUUGUUUAAAUUAAUGGACCCACAGUGAGCUGUCGCUGAUUUUUCUAGUUUCCAGGUAUAUGCAAAUAAUAGGCAGGGAAUUAAAGAGUUAAGAAGUUCUACGACUUUUCUUUGUUUUCCCUUGAAAGUAGCCUAGGAAAUCCUAGCCAUCAACGACAGCGGCCCUGCCUAAAUGUCCAUCGCAUACCAAAGUUGGGACCUUAAGGUUCGAUCUUCUUUUUUUGUCAGAAUUUUUCCCUUUCCUUUAUUUUGAAUACCGUAAACUGCUGCUUAUACAUGUGCGCCUUGGGCUUAUACAUCUGCAUAAGCAGGGUUGUCACUAAGAUUUCAAGUUGCCGAGUAAAUACGACAAUUAGGCGGGGAAUCAAACAGCUAGGGAUUUCUUUUGGUUCUAUUUUUCCUCUGUUUUCCUAUGAAAGUAGCCGGGGGCCAUGUUCUUAAUAGCCGGGGAAAAUCCCCGGCCCCCGGCUCUUAAUGACAGCCUGAUAAGUGGUUUUAGUCAGGAGGGCUUAUAAACGGAGUGGCUUAUAUCCAUGGCGACUUAUAACUGCAAUAGAAAAAGCAUUUCUAAACAAGCUGUAGCAUUGAGUACUUGAUAAGACCUUGACAGGUUUUAAGCAAAAAGGCGGUCAGGAUUCUAAUGAUAAGGAGAAAAGCGUUUAGUUACUUCAAUUCCUUUCCUCUGCAGGGUGUUCAUUUCUACUUUUUUAAACAACUUGUAUCAUUGAUG